CUUUUUCUAACAUACACGUUUCUCAAGUUGCUUGUGGGAGUCAGCACUCCGUUGCACUCACCAAAGAUGGUCAGCUGUAUACGUGGGGUCAGGACUGCAGGGGUCAGCUGGGUCUAGGUACGAGAGAGUCUGUCUGCAGAUCACCUCGACAUGUGCCCUCACUGUCAGCGAUCCCUGUGAUCCAGGUCGCUGCAGGAGGAGACCAGAGUUUUGCCAUCUCUGUCUCUGGAGGUGUUUUCAGCUGGGGAAGAAAUGACUGUGGACAGCUCGGGCUGGGAGACACUAAAGACAGACACACACCAGCUCCUGUUCAGUGUUUGAAUAUGAAGAAAGCUCAGCGCAUUUCCUGUGGACAGGACCACACCGCCAUUUUGACAAAGCAUGGUGCAGUGUUUACAUUUGGCUCCGGUCAACACGGACAGCUCGGUCACAACUCACUACGCAACGAACUGCGUCCUCGACUUGUUGCGGAGCUCUGGGGGGCAAAGGUCACCAAGAUUGCAUGUGGAAGGAAUCACACUUUAGUGCUGACCGAAUCCAAGAGGGUCUAUUCCUUUGGUUGUGAGGAUCAAGGGCAGCUGGGACAUCGAGAGGAGAGUAAUCCAUCUGUGCCGCUGCCUGUUCGACUGCCACAGGGCACCAAUGGGCCCAAAAUCAGAAACAUCUUCGCAGGAGAAAACUGUUCAUUUGCAACAUGCUGGUCUGAUGAGGACAUUGACGAGG
Molecule: messenger RNA, 723 nt
Organism: Haplochromis burtoni (Burton's mouthbrooder)
Lineage: Eukaryota; Metazoa; Chordata; Actinopteri; Cichliformes; Cichlidae
Product: probable E3 ubiquitin-protein ligase HERC3
Source: RefSeq, a predicted model, not a curated record